This is a messenger RNA of Salvia hispanica, 1371 nucleotides long. NCBI's taxonomy places the organism in Eukaryota, Viridiplantae, Streptophyta, Magnoliopsida, Lamiales, Lamiaceae. The record is from RefSeq and is a predicted model, not a curated record.
UUUUGAAUGUUAAAACUGAAAAUUGUUUUCUCCGCCUUCAUUACCAUGCUCUUUGUAAUCAGCUCCCCUCGCCUUCUCUCUCUAAUCAAACCUCCACCAUUUUUCUCUCUGCAAAACCUUGGUUUCUCCCCGAAGAAUCUCUGCCUAUCAACGCGAAUGGAGUCAGAAUCAUCCACAAAGCUCAUGCUUUGCGGGAAGUCGGCUGCGGAGGAUGAAUUGGCGCGGUGCUUGAAGGCGAACAACGCUUUGAAGCUCCCCGAUGGAUCUCCGGUGACUGUCUAUUUGCAUUCGGAGAGUGACAGAGCUGGUAAUGAUAACGACGAUGUUUUUCGUGUGAAUUCGUACAUGAAUUCUAUCUCGACUUCUCGUUUCGGAAGGCUGCUGGUUUACUCUCCACGAUUAGCUUCCACGCAUGAUGUUGUUGCCAAUAAUUUUGGUGAAUUGCCUAUUGGCUCUGUGUGUGUUGCUGACGUGCAGCUUAAGGGCAGAGGCCGGUCGAAGAAUGUGUGGGGGAUUAUCCUUUCUACUAAUUCAAAUUUGAGAUGUCACGGAAUGCCCUCUCUAGAUGUCCGGAUAAAGUGGCCAAAUGAUCUAUAUUUAGAUGGUCUUAAAGUGGGUGGCAUUUUGUGCACAUCAACGUAUAAGUCCAAAAAGUUUAAUAUCAGUGCUGGAAUCGGCUUGAAUAUUGAUAAUCAAAAACCGACAACAUGCUUGAAUGCUGCUCUGCAGAGGUUGGGAUAUGCUGCGAAUCAAUUGCAACGUGAAGAUAUCAUAUCAGCUUUCUUUAAUAAAUUCGAGGUCUUUCAUGAUAUGUUCCUCAGCCAAGGCUUUCAAGCACUGGAGAAUCUCUACUACAAAACAUGGCUUCACAGUGGACAGCGAGUUAUUGUACAGGAAAAGAAUGAGAGCGAAGACCAAGUUUCUGAAAAUGUUGUCACAAUCCAGGGAUUGACUCCUUCUGGAUAUUUAUUGGCUGCCACUGAUGAUGGUCAGAUAUGUGAGCUUCAUCCAGAUGGAAAUAGUUUCGAUUUCUUUCAAGGACUGGUCAGAAGGAAAUUGGCUUGAACAAGUUUCAUUCCUAUAAAGGAAAAAGGAGGACAUCAGCAUCUUCUCCAUGUUGGCCUGGCUUUUUUGACGAAAAAGGACAAGCUUUGAUUUUGAAUCAUUAGUUCGAAGAAGACAUGCAACUCAACAGGAUCGACUUUUUGCUUACUUCUUUCUUUAUUAUUUUUUAUAUCUGUAUAAAAUGUCUUGUUUUAAUUUAGCUACUAUAUUUUAAAUUUUAAUGGCACUACUAUGUUCAUUAUAAAUUUAUCAUAGUAACCUCAUAAAUUAAUAUCGAAAAUAAAUUUAAUUACAUUUUAAAUUUUA